Messenger RNA from Brienomyrus brachyistius, 3424 nucleotides. It is a transcript of the gene gfpt2, whose product is annotated as glutamine-fructose-6-phosphate transaminase 2. Gene Ontology annotation, biological process: fructose 6-phosphate metabolic process; protein N-linked glycosylation; carbohydrate derivative biosynthetic process. The record is from RefSeq and is a predicted model, not a curated record. The transcript is spliced from 20 exons. Gene Ontology annotation, molecular function: carbohydrate derivative binding; L-glutamine:D-fructose-6-phosphate transaminase (isomerizing) activity. NCBI's taxonomy places the organism in Eukaryota, Metazoa, Chordata, Actinopteri, Osteoglossiformes, Mormyridae. Bases 148 to 2280 code for a protein of 710 amino acids.
UGGAGCGCUGCUCCGCCGGGACGCACUUUAAAUAAGCAGCGAGAGUGAGAGGAUCAUUACUCUGGUGUGAAGUGGAGGUCCCAUUAUCAUCCACGAGACGUUUCCCCACUUUCAGACCAGUUUGCAUUUCGAAGAGCCGAACGAACAAUGUGCGGGAUUUUUGCCUACCUGAAUCACUGUGUGCCCAAGACAAGGAGGGAGAUAUUUGAGACCCUCGUCAAAGGACUACAGAGACUGGAAUACAGAGGUUAUGAUUCAGCAGGCGUUGCUGUAGACGGUCCCAAAAAUGGCCUGAAAGAUGAAAAAAAUAUCUGCAUCAUCAAGAAGAGAGGCAAAGUUAAGUCCUUGGAUGAAGAACUCUACAAAAAAGACCAGAUGAAACUGGACGAGGAGAUAGAGACUCACUUCGGCAUCGCUCACACGCGCUGGGCUACGCACGGAGAGCCCAAUGCCGUCAACAGUCACCCGCAUCGCUCCGACAAAAAUAACGAAUUUGUCGUGAUUCACAACGGCAUCAUCACCAACUACAAGGAGUUGAAGAAGUACUUGAUUUUGAAGGGCUACGAGUUUGAGUCGGAGACUGACACUGAGGUCAUCCCCAAGCUCAUCAAGUACAUUUAUGACAACCGAGAGAGCGAAGACGUGUCCUUUUCCAUGCUCGUGGAGCGCGUCAUUCAGCAGCUGGAGGGGGCCUUUGCGUUGGCGUUCAAGAGCUCACACUUCCCAGGCGAGGCUGUGGUCACCAGGCGUGGAAGUCCUCUGUUGAUUGGUGUACGGAGUGAAUACGAACUGUCUACUGAACACAUUCCCAUUCAGUACAACACCGCCCCACAUCACCCUGUUCUGCAUGAUGAAGCUGUCAAAAACCAUUCCUUCCCCGAGGGCCAGGGGGCGACAGAGCCACAAGGCCACCUGAAAGAUGAAGUCCAGAUGAAGAACCAGCGGAACCGGUCAGACAGUUCCUGUGGCCUGCACUCGGUUGGAGACGGGAAAGCUGUGGAGUAUUUCUUCGCCUCUGAUGCAAGCGCCAUCAUCGAGCACACCAACAAGGUGAUCUACCUGGAGGACGAUGACAUCGCAGCCGUGGCCGAAGGCAAACUGUUCCUGUACCGCAUGAGCCGGCAGGCAGGCGAGGAACCAGUGAGGGCCAUCCAGACCCUGCAGAUGGAGCUGCAGCAGAUCAUGAAAGGUAACUACCAGGCAUUCAUGCAGAAGGAGAUCUUCGAGCAACCUGAGUCCAUAUUCAACACCAUGAGAGGAAGGAUCUGCUUUGAAAACAACACAGUGAUGCUGGGUGGGCUGAAGGACCACCUGAAGGAGAUCAAGCGCUGCCGACGGCUCAUCCUGAUUGGCUGCGGGACGAGCUUCCACGCCGGGGUGGCGACCCGACAGAUUCUGGAGGAGCUGACGGAGCUGCCGGUGAUGGUCGAGCUAGCCAGUGACUUCCUGGACCGCAUCACGCCCGUGUUCAGGGACGACGUCUGCUUUUUCAUCAGCCAGUCUGGAGAGACUGCCGACACCCUGAUGGCCUUGCGGUACUGCAAAGAGCGUGGGGCGCUGACUGUGGGUGUGACCAACACCGUGGGCAGCUCCAUCUCCCGAGAAACUGACUGCGGCGUUCACAUCAACGCGGGGCCUGAGAUCGGAGUGGCCAGCACCAAGGCCUACACGAGCCAGUUUGUGGCCCUCGUGAUGUUUGGGCUGAUGAUGAGUGAGGACAGAAUCUCCCUGCAGAAGAGGAGGCUGGAAAUUAUCAAUGGGCUGCGGAUGCUGCCAGAGCUGAUCAAGAAGGUGCUGGAGCUGGACAGUAAGAUCAAGAGCAUUGCAGAUGAGCUGUACCAGCAGAGGUCACUGUUGGUCAUGGGUCGAGGUUUCCACUACGCUACCUGCCUGGAGGGGGCGCUGAAAAUCAAGGAGAUCACGUACAUGCACUCUGAGGGAAUUCUGGCCGGGGAGCUGAAACACGGACCGCUGGCCUUGGUCGACAACGACAUGCCCGUCAUCAUGGUGAUGGUGCGUGAUGGUUGCUACACCAAGUGUCACAACGCGCUGCAGCAGGUCACUGCGAGACAGGGGCGACCGAUCGUCCUGUGUUGUCAGGACGACCCGGAUGUGAAAAAGAGCGCGUACAAGACUAUCGAGCUGCCUCAGACGGUGGACUGCUUGCAGGGCAUCCUCAGCGUCAUCCCUCUGCAGCUAAUGUCUUUCCACCUGGCCGUGCUGCGCGGAUAUGACGUGGAUUAUCCCAGGAACUUGGCCAAAUCUGUGACGGUGGAGUAGACAUGGACGGGAAUGAUAAGCCUUUGAAAGGCAUGAGAGGAUGGACUCUUGAAGUUCUUGUGCAAUUGUGUGUGUGUGUAUGUAUGUGUGUGUGUGUGUGUGUGUGUAUUACAUUUACAUUAUUAUUAUUAUUAUAGCAUGGAAAUGUGAGGUACAUGCACAGUCUUUUAGCUGUGGCUUUUCCUGGGACAGUGAUGUAUUGUAGGUGUGCAAACCAUAGUUUGGUGCAGUCAAUGCAGCAUCAGCUGCUUUUUCAAGUAGAGAGAGGAGAACAGACUAGAUACAUGGAGGCUUUCCACUGCUUCUGCAGCCAAGCCUCCAGCAAGUUUUGGGGGCAAAAAAACUAAUUUUCACUUGGUAGAUCUGGUAAAUGUCGUACUUCUGUGCAAUACUGCAGAGACCAAAACUGCUUUAGGGGCAAAAGGUCGACGAGAGCCGGCAGAAGCGAGUCAGACCAGAGUAACCACCUAACUCCAAAGACAGGCUUGGAGGCCUGAUAGAACUUUCUGGAAGCCUGGAAGCCCUGAACAGCAUUUCUGCUUUUUAAAGAUGUAACUUCAGACCAAAUAUGAAGGAGGUUAGGAUUUCAUAUCUGUCUUUCUGUUUUUCUUUUGGAAUAGUACAUUGCACUCCACCGAGGUUCUGAAGGGGCAGUAGCUGCUUUGAAAUAACUGGCAUUUUUGCUGCAAAUAGCCCCCUGACCCGAAGGGAAUUUUCAGCACUUUUUAUUAGACAAACAAAUUUCAUAAUGCAUCUAACAAAAAUCAUUGGACAUAUUACCCAUUUGUUUAACUACAUGGACAAAUUCCUGACUAUUUACAAAGUGUGCAUUCCAGAUUUUAAAAUAUAUAUUUACUGUCACGUUUUGGGUUAUUUAUGGCUUUGCAAGAAAAUGUUUUAUUAGCCUUGAAUAAUGAUUUUAAUUGUUAAUGCCAAAGUACAUGUUUUCCUCCAGUCUUUGUUUAUAUCUCUUCAAUAUCAUUUUCUCAAAGCUGUGAGCAGUUCCUGGGCUAUUUAAGUACGUAAUGAUCAAUUGUUUUAAUUAAGAUUAUAUUUUAUAUUUUACAGUAACUGGCGACUGCAUAGAUCUGUGAACGUGGAAAAACUGUAAACAAAAAAAAAUAAAAAAUAUAAAUUGAUCGUA